AUGUGCAAUGAAGGAUUUAUUUUGUAACUCAUCUGUUUUGUUUCAACAAGGCUAAGAGUUAAACACACAUUAGCAUAAUUCAUUAUUUGUGGCUGGGUUGACUGAGAUGGGGGGUGUGUUUUAGUUGUUUGCCAGGUGGUUUUAGGCCCUCCUCAAUUCUACCUGUUUGCCACAGCACAUAAUUUGUUAUGUGUUUUAAUGCCCUGCCCCCAUAUCCAACACCCAGAUGGCUGGUGUUAUAAGGAAUUGAACAAUAAAGGAUAGUGUGCAUUGGAAUUAAAUGCCCUGCAUAUAAAGAUAACUCUGUAUGAAGAAGGGAACCAGUUGUAAAGGGAGGAGGGCAGAUAUGGGAGAUUUUCUUAACACAUAUUUUUUUAUCUUGGUUUAUUUGUCCCUCUUCUCCUUCCACUCUGCAUCUAACUCUUUUUCUUUAUCUUGUAAAUUACAGAAAAAGUUUCAACUUAAUGAAAUGCACAAGCCUGGAGAUGUGGUUCUUGGUGGGCUGUUUGAGGUGCACUAUUCCUCUGUUUUCCCUGAGUGGACUUACACCUCAGAGCCACAAUGGCCCAUCUGCAAACGGUUUAACACUCUAGGGUUCAGGCAUGCAAUGACCAUGGCCUUUGCUAUUGAUGAGAUCAACAGGAGCUCUGUUCUGUUACCUAAUGUGACUCUAGGAUACAGUCUGUAUGACAACUGUGGUGCACUUAUCAUUGGAUUCAGUGGUGGAUUAUCACUUGCCAGUGGCAGAGAAGAGCAUUAUGUGUUUGAGGAGAACUGUUUAGGGACCCCUCCAGUCAUGGGGAUAGUUGGUGAUUCUGCCUCUACAUUUUCCAUUGCCACUUCCAAUGUGCUGGGUUUAUACAAAAUGCCUAUUGUGAGUUAUUUUUCCACUUGCUCCUGCCUUAGUCAUCGGCAACGGUUCCCAUCCUUCUUUAGAACAAUCCCAAGUGAUGCUUUCCAGGUGCGUGCAAUGAUACAGAUUCUUCAACACUUCAGCUGGACUUGGGUCGGCCUGCUAGUCAGUGAUGAUGACUAUGGACUCCAUGUUGCUCGAUCCUUCCAAUCUGAUCUGACUCAAUCCAGUGGAGGUUGUCUGGCCUACUUAGAAGUUUUGCCCUGGGACAGUGACCCAACUAAACUUAGUAGGAUUGUUGAUGUGAUGAAGACAUCCACAGCCCGUGUGGUUAUGGUUUUUGCACAGGAGUUUCACAUGAUACAUCUUAUGGCAGAGGUGCUUAAGCAGAAUGUGACAGGCCUACAGUGGAUAGCAAGUGAAGCCUGGACAGUAUCUACUGUGCUUCAGACACCCGAACUCAUGCCGUACCUGAAGGGCACGCUCGGCAUUGGCAUCCGUCGAGGGGAAAUACCAGGACUGAAGGAGUUUUUAAUACAAAUACAUCCUGACAAAGUAAACAAUGACAGCUCUGGAACAAGCAUGGUGAGGCAGUUUUGGGAAUCCACAUUUCGGUGUAAAUUUGCUUCACCGGGUUGGUUGAAAGCUGGGGAAACACUCUGCAAUGGCGAAGAAGACAUACAAAAUAUUGAGAGUGACUUUUUGGAUGUGUCAAACCUCAGGCCUGAGUACAAUAUUUACAAAGCUGUGUAUUCUCUAGCGUAUGCCCUUGAUGAUGUGAUGAAGUGUGAGCCAGGGAGAGGGCCUUUCAGUGGGCACAGCUGUGCCAAUUUGCAAACUUUGGAGCCAUGGCAGCUUGUUCAUUAUUUACAAAAGGUGAACUUCACCACAUCAUUUGGUGAUCAAGUUUCAUUUGAUGAGAAUGGAGAUGUCCUACCAAUCUAUGAUGUCAUCAACUGGCUGUGGCUCCCUGAUGGAAAAAUUAAAGUUCAAAAUGUGGGUGAUGUUAAGAGGUCUGAUUUCAAAGGUGAAGUACUUAAAAUUGAUGAAGACAAAAUCUUCUGGAACUUUAUUACAAAAAAGCCACCUCAGUCAGUAUGUAGUGAGAGCUGUCCUCCAGGUACCCGCAUGGCCAGAAAGAAAGGGGAACCUGAAUGCUGUUUCGACUGUGUCCCUUGUUCUGAGGGGAAAAUCAGCAAUACAACUGACUCCAUAGAGUGCACCAGUUGUCCAGAGGACUUCUGGUCCAGCCCAAAGCAUGACAUCUGUGUGCCUAAGAAGACAGAGUUUCUCUCUUUUCAUGAGCCAUUGGGUAUCUUCUUGACAACUGCCUCAUUGCUGGGCACAUUUCUCUGUUCUGUCAUCCUGGUAAUCUUCAUCCAUCAUCGCAGCACACCCAUGGUACGAGCCAACAAUGCAGAACUGAGUUUCCUCCUCCUAGUGUCACUUAAACUAUGUUUCCUGUGUUCACUGCUGUUUAUCGGCCGCCCCAGAUUAUGGACGUGCAAGUUGAGACAUGCAGCAUUUGGCAUAAUCUUUGUGCUUUGUGUCUCAUGUAUUCUGGUGAAAACUAUGGUGGUUCUUGCCGUGUUCAAAGCCUCCAAGCCAGGAGGUGGAGCUGUUCUCAAGUGGUUUGGUACCAUGCAACAGAGAGGGACAGUCCUGGUUCUUACUUCUAUUCAGGCAGUAAUUUGCACUGUCUGGAUUGUCAUCUCCUCACCAUCUCCACAUAAAAACACCAAAUACUACAAUGACAAGAUAGUGUAUGAAUGUGUUGUUGGGUCCACCAUUGGCUUUGUUGUCUUAUUGGGUUACAUUGGCUUUCUGGCAAUCCUCAGCUUCCUGCUUGCAUUUCUGGCAAGGAAUCUUCCUGACAACUUCAAUGAGGCAAAACUAAUAACUUUCAGUAUGCUUAUUUUCUGUGCUGUGUGGGUGGCCUUUGUCCCUGCUUAUGUCAACUCACCAGGCAAAUAUGCAGAUGCUGUGGAAAUAUUUGCCAUCCUAGCCUCCAGUUUUGGCCUGUUGGUGGCACUGUUUGGACCAAAAUGUUACAUAAUCCUGCUGAGACCAGAGAGGAACACAAAAAAAGCUAUCAUGGGGAGAGCAAACACCAAUUCGUAAAUGUAAUAAAUACUGAAAUGUUAUAUUAGACAAAAAUAAGAUGUUUUUUUAGAAAGGCACUUCUAUAGUCAAUCAUUCAAGUUAGAUCAGGUGAAGCUAUAUUAUGUUAAUGUAUGGAUUUCCAGAUGUUUCAUGUCAUAAAUUGGACGAAUGCAAACUUUUAUUUUCUAAUUUGAACCAAACCAUUGAUUAAAAAAAAUGAAAGCAACAAUUGGAAUGUCAUCAAUGUGUUGGAUAUUUAUUUUUUAUUUUUUUUAAUGUUCUAAUCGUUUGUGAGGAUUACCAACUGGUAUGAUACCUUCUGGUAUAGGGAUGCCUUCAUAUCAAACACUAAUUGUCAUCUUACCCAUUCAUUUUACCACCAACCACUUUUUACUUUGAGAUAACACAGCUGUGAAAUAAUGAAGUAAAUCACGCAAUUUAAAUGAUAAUUUUCAAAAUGUAUUUUGGGUGUUCAGCUGCAACAUGUGAUAUGAGUGUUCAUUUUUGGACCUGAGAAAAACAAUAAAAUAUAAUUUGCAGGUAA
Messenger RNA from Labrus mixtus (cuckoo wrasse), 3500 nucleotides. Its product is annotated as extracellular calcium-sensing receptor-like. Gene Ontology annotation, molecular function: G protein-coupled receptor activity. Gene Ontology annotation, cellular component: membrane. Gene Ontology annotation, biological process: G protein-coupled receptor signaling pathway. Lineage: Eukaryota; Metazoa; Chordata; Actinopteri; Labriformes; Labridae. Bases 308 to 2974 code for a protein of 888 amino acids. The record is from RefSeq and is a predicted model, not a curated record. The transcript has 9 exons.